GCUCGCUCAAUUUCAAUCGGAGGCUACCGACAUGAAGAGCGUGCCACCUAAAUUGUGCGACUUUCCGAAGAGCUUGGUCUUAUUGCACGUCCAUAUCCGAUAAUAUUCGCUUCAAUUCGCUCUUUUGAUACACUAUUGGUGUACUAACUCCCUUCAAAAAGACAGUUUUAUUAAUAAUAUCAAAUAUAUCUAGAUUCAUAAACCUCGCGACUCCGAAACGUGCCCAAUCGAAACUGAAUCAAAACCACGAACCUCGAGCGACAAGAUUGGGACUUUUGAGCGAACACUGUAAAAAUCGACAUUGACACAAUGAGUUACGGCCACCAGCUGAACGAAGCCCACCAUGGACUACCAUCAAUGCCGGCAGGCCAGCCACCACCUAGCAGGGAUGAUGGAAGAACUCCCUCAAGGUCCGGAUCUGUUAGCGUACUAGGGUCGCACUUCCGUCCAAUGCCGGACUUGGAGUCUUUAAUUCCCCAGCAUUUCAUUAGUAUGGAAGCAAAAAAUGACCAAGGCUUAUUCGAAACGGUCCUCGCGGCCAGUACUGGCCUCGAUUACUCCUACGCUAGUUCUAGCACUGUGGCUACCCUUGGACUUCGCAAGCUACCGCUAUCCCCAACCCACAACAGACGGCUCUUCCAUACACCUUUCGGUAUCAUUAUGCUGGAAGAUUUCGCCUCCUUCACAGUUCGAAUGCCUGAGGCUAACGUGCCUGAAAUGGACGUCAAUGUUGCCCAAGAUGCGGAAGUUAGGCCGCAUUCAGCGCCUACCAACAAUAUUCCUGAAAGAGAGCAGCUCAAAAUGGAUGAGGACGUACCCGCGCUUCCUCCUGAAAGAGUAGAAGUUCGGUCUCCAACGCGACAGUUCAUUAGCAGUGAAACCUUUGCGGCGAUUCGGAAUUCAAUCAAUCACGGACCUGCCGGCCGCCAGGUGGGUCGGCCAGUUACCGAUGCGGACCUCAGUCUCCGAGCCACCGAGUUGACGUUAGUGGAGCCAGCCGCCGGCCGUUCCCGAUCCACUAGCGGACUAGGUGCAACGCCAAUCUUCACAACCGGUGGCAACACUGGGUCGUCUCCCCCUUCUACCUUUGGACUGGACCGGUCCCGAGAUUCAUACAACUCCUCGCAAUGUGAACAUCUGGCCCCCAUCAACGACUCCCUUGGUGUCCUCGAGCCAGGAACCUCGCCUGGCGAAGGAGACGACGAGCGAAUGAGCAAGGCAGCUCUUAAUGCCUGGAAUGGUGUCGUCUAUGCGGGCAAGUUAGAUUGAGGGAGGUGAUCUCGGCAGUGACACGUUGGAGAGGGUUUUGGGCUUAUUAGUAGCAAAGGGCAAAUUGGACCAGUGCACGCUUGUUUAGUUACAUCUUGAAGAUAAGGUAUCCGCAACUGUUAAAGCUAAGGACACUGUCAAUACAAAGCGUGUCUUCCCCGAGAACAGUUACCCGGUUGAGAUAAGAACCAGGGUAGGAUUGAAGCCACUUGGCCAAGUGGCCUUCGGAAGGUAUGUUUUCUAUGCCCACAACUCUUACUAAAGGCCAAAGAGGCAUGGGAAAUAAUGUUAGCGAAAGAGAAGAGGACCUUCCGCAAGUGCCUAUUCCAUCGUUUCCAUCUCAGUCUCCGUCUAGAACUACCUCCAGCGUCAGCCCUCAGUCCAUGUUGCGCCACUUCGUCG
This is a messenger RNA of Colletotrichum godetiae, 1671 nucleotides long. RefSeq lists its product as uncharacterized. Bases 310 to 1269 code for a protein of 319 amino acids. The record is from RefSeq and is a predicted model, not a curated record. Lineage: Eukaryota; Fungi; Ascomycota; Sordariomycetes; Glomerellales; Glomerellaceae. The transcript is spliced from 4 exons.